Molecule: messenger RNA, 333 nt
Organism: Fusarium subglutinans
Lineage: Eukaryota; Fungi; Ascomycota; Sordariomycetes; Hypocreales; Nectriaceae
Product: hit family 1
Exons: 5
Coding region: 1-333 (110 amino acids)
Biological process (GO): nucleotide metabolic process
Molecular function (GO): catalytic activity
Source: RefSeq, a predicted model, not a curated record
AUGUCCUCUUGCAUUUUCUGUCGCAUCAUCAAGGGUGAUAUCCCUUCUUUCAAGUUAUUUGAGAGUGACAAGACGCUCGCUUUCCUUGAUAUUGGUCCUCUCAGCAAGGGCCAUGCUCCUGUUGUCAAGAAGAUUGUCAAAGCGACUGGUGCCACCGAUUACAACAUCCUCCAGAACAAUGGCCGCAUUGCUCACCAAGAAGUUGACCAUGUUCACUUCCAUAUGAUCCCUAAGCCCAACGAGACUGAGGGCCUCGGGGUCAAAUGGCCCACAACCCCUGCUAAUAUGGAACAGCUCAAGGCUUACUGUGAGGAGCUCAAGGCCAAGAUCUAA